AUGCAGUUCAAAAAAUCUAUCCAAAAGCUCCUCGCCCUCGCACUUGCUGCAAUCCUCGUCACCAAGGCACACCCAAUCGACUCGACUAUCGAAGAGAGGCAAAUCGACAUCCCGGCACUCCCCGCGCCCCCGGCACCCCCGGCGAUCCCGGCACUCCCAGCACUGCCUAUCCCGGAGCUCCCUAUUCCCUUAUUGCCCCGCGCUGACCCAGAGUGGCCCGCAUGGCCUCCCUUCGCUCCCUGGCCCGCGUUGGCAGCGUUCCCGCCUUUCCCAGCAUUGCCGGAGCUCCCUGCGCUCCCUGCGCUCCCGGCACUCCCGGCACGCCCGUAG
Messenger RNA from Cyclocybe aegerita, 330 nucleotides. The record is from the annotation of a GenBank genome assembly. NCBI's taxonomy places the organism in Eukaryota, Fungi, Basidiomycota, Agaricomycetes, Agaricales, Hemipholiotaceae.